Messenger RNA from Suillus subaureus, 1497 nucleotides. Its product is annotated as multidrug resistance protein 4. Gene Ontology annotation, molecular function: transmembrane transporter activity. Gene Ontology annotation, biological process: transmembrane transport. Lineage: Eukaryota; Fungi; Basidiomycota; Agaricomycetes; Boletales; Suillaceae. The record is from RefSeq and is a predicted model, not a curated record. Bases 1 to 1497 code for a protein of 498 amino acids. The transcript is spliced from 12 exons.
AUGUCGGCAUCUCCUCCAGGAGUCCAUAUCCCCUUAAAUCAUGAUUCUAACGACCCUCAUGUUCAUGUCCCUUCCACCAUCCCAGACCACAACCUCGAACGUAAAAUUCAUGAAAAACAGUCAGAGGAUGAAUGGGAGCACGACCCACUCAACCCCAGGAAUUGGCCUCCUGCAAAAAAAUGGACAACCACUGCAAUCGUUGCGCUAUACACUUUUGUCACUCCGUUGGCAAGUUCUAUCAUGGCACCUGGUCUGCCAGACGUGGCCAUCAAAUUCAAUAUAACCAGUCCAACCGUCACAGCGUUGACUCUCAGCAUCUUCCUUCUCUCAUUCGCCAUCGGUCCUUUGUUUGCCGCACCCUUGUCCGAAGUAUAUGGUCGUUUGUGGGUCCUUCACUUGGCGAACCUCCUUUUCCUCGUGCUUAAUCUCGGUUGCGCUUUCUCACGUAAUACCGCAUCUUUCCUUGUCUUUCGGUUUCUAGCUGGUUUUGUGGGGAGUACACCGGUAGCAAUCGGCGGAGGCGUCGUUAGUGACCUUUUCUCUGAACGUGAUCGUGCCUCCGCUAUGGCAUUGUACUUCAUCGGACCCCUGAUAGGUCCCGUGGUCGGCCCCGUCAUGGGAGGUUUCAUCGCAGAGUCAGUCGGUAUACAGGAUGUUUUCUUUGUCGUUGUUGCAAUCUGUGGCAUUGCUGCAGUACCUGGUAUCCUUCUCAUGAGAGAAUCUUAUGCCCCAGUGAUUCGCCUUCGCCGUGACAAAAAUUCUCUGGAUCCCGAAAAGGCAGCUACGAUACACCCCGCCUUCACUAUGAACAAAUGGGCUUACUUAUGGAUCAACCUCAAACGGCCCGUCAUAAUUAUGACUCGCAGUUUCAUAUGUUUCAUCCUCAGUUUAUACAUGGCUUUGAUAUACGGUAUCUACUACUUGAUGUUUACUACUUUUCCCGAUCUCUUUUCGAUCGUGUAUCACUUCAGCAUCGGAACAGGAGGUCUGCCGUAUAUCGGAAUCGGCGUUGGGUUCCUAUCUGCCACCAUAAUUGGCGCGAGGAUUUGCAACAAGACAUACUUAUAUCUUGCUGAGAAAAAUGGAGGAAAGGGUAAGCCAGAGAUGCGCAUCCCCGCUGUGAUACUCGGCUCGUUGAUCGUCCCUGUGGGAUUAUUUUGGUAUGGUUGGUCUGCCCAAGCCAAAAUUCAUUUCAUGAUGCCCAUCGUCGGCGCCGCUAUCUUUGGAUUUGGCAUAAUGAUAGCUUCUCUUGCCAUUCAACUAUACCUCGUAGAUGCAUUCACAUAUGCUGCGAGCGCUAUCGCGGCUGCUUCUACACUCCGCUCACUCCUCGGGUUCGCAUUUCCUCUCUUUGGACAGCAAAUGUUCGCUGCGCUUGGUUAUGGAGGGGGUAAUUCACUUCUUGCAGGUCUUGCCAUCGUCAUCGGUAUACCCUUCCCUAUCUGGAUAUAUUAUGCUGGUGAAAGUAUACGUGCGAGGAGUUCUAUGACUCGUUGA